CGAAGCCUUGCGUGCGUGACGAGCCCAUUCGUACACGUGUCUCCGCUCGCAACACGUGCAACGUGUGUUGCUGCUUCGUUGCCGUAUUUAUUUUGCUCGUGGUGUCUGUUAUUUAUUACGAGACAUCAGACCAUCGAGUGUUUUACUAAUGCAAGAGGCUGAGGACGGCAAAGUGCAGCUUGCGGUCGGUGAUCGCUUCGGCACUUUUGAAGACCUCGAAGCGUGUAUCUCCCGCUUCAGUGCAGAAAACUGCGUGCAGUUAUGGAAACGGGACGCAAGGACCAUUGCGGCGGCGAAAAACCGCGUGGGGAAACUGGCCAGCAAGAUGUCGGAGUCACUGAAGUAUUACCAGCUUCGAUACUGCUGUAUCCAUGGCGGCGCGAAGUUUAUCAGCACCAACAAAGGCGCGCGGAAAUCAUCGACAUUCAAACGGGACUGCAGCUUCAAUAUCUACAUUGCUGCGGAGAAGGAAGGAAAGUUCCUGGAAGUGAGGUCACUCGACUUGACACACAAUCAUCCCGUUGACCAGGAACUUUUUCGGCAUUUACCUCAACAGAGAAGGUUGGCACCAGAGCUUCAAAACAAGGCUCGUGAGCUGAUGAAAAUGAAGGCCAACAAGAUGAUGGUGAGAGAACAAAUGGAGAAGGAGAGUGGUAGUGCUGUUCUUCUCAAGGACUUGUCAAAUAUUGCAGCCAAACAUAGACUGUUGCAACCAAGGAAUGAUUUGCCCGAAGUUGUACGCAUGCUUCAAGAGAAGCACAACGCAACAGUACGUUUGCUUACAGAUGAAAACCGUGAGCUCCAGGCUGUCUACUUUCAAGAUGAUGUGAUGAAGAAAUCAUUUCAAUGUUGGCCUGAAGUCAUCUUUAUCGACGCUACGUACAAGUUGUUAGAGACAAGAAUGUCUUGCUUUCUUGUCAUCAUUGAGAAUGGUAAUGGAGAGAGUGAAAUUGUCGCUGUUGGGUUGUUUUCGACUGAAGAUGCCGACACGCUUCGCUGGUUUUUCGAAGAGUUCAAAGAUUUGAAUCCCAGUUGGAACUCAGUGAGGGUGACCAUGGCGGACAAAGAUGUGAAGGAACGACCGGUAAUAAAAGAACUAUUUCCAUCCUCAGCACUCCAUAUAUGUGCUUUCCAUGUCCUGCAAGCAUUCCGCAGAGAAGUAAGUGUGCAAAAAUUGGGAAUCACAAAAGCUGAACAAGACACUGCUCUGGACUUAUUGCAGCAAAUGGUCUAUGCAAAAAAUGAAGACCAAUAUGAUGAGCUUUUUGCCUUGCUGCAGCAAACAGCAGCAAAGAAAGGUAGUGGAAUAUUUCACUACCAACUGGCAUGCCAUUCAUACAGAAUGGACAAUGGGAUCAAAGUGGUCGUGCGGCAACUUUUUCAACUCCACGAACAACCGAGCAGAGUGCUUAAACUCUAAGCUAAAGCAGAUUGUAGAGCGCUUUAGUUCUCUGGAAUUGUUUGUUGAGCGAUUCUUCGCCUUGAUCAACACUCAGCGAAAUGAGAAAGCUCACAAAGCAGCUGUUAUGCUGCAAAAGAAGAUAGUAAUACCAAAUGGCGAUGAAGCAGCCAAAUUGUACGCCACCCUGCUGACUCCCUAUGCAUUUCGUCAUUUAAAUGAAGAGCUACAAGCUUCCAUGACUGCGACAGAAAAAAUCAAUUCUGCUAUUACUGAUGGCAAGAUUUGUACAACUGAAGAUUGUUCGUGUGCCUUCAGGAAAUCAAUGCUGUUGCCCUGUCGACACAUUUUCGUUGUACGAACGGCAUCCAACAUGCCCAAGUACGAUAAAGGACUAUGUGCUGAGCGCUGGUUUUUAGAUACUUAUGUAGCCAAUAUCCAACUAAGAAAGAGUGAUAUGUGCAGUGACGUAGAGCAUGUGCAAGUAAGCACUCACAGCAAUGAAAAAAAAUUGUCAGCACAUCAAAAGUUCAAAAAAGCAGCUGGCGUUGCAUCGAAGCUUGCAAGUAUGGCAUCAGAAUGCUCCACGGAAAUGUUCAAGGAGAGGCUGGCUCUCCUAGAGACAAUUCUCGACCAUUGGAGAAAUGGCUCUAAAGUUCAUGUUACUGCACAUGAGCCUGCACAUCACUUGACAGCUGCAGUUGCAGCUGAAAGUGCAAACUCGGAAGGUUUUCCGGGGUCUGUUGUGGAUGUACAGAGCAAUGCUGAUCAGAAUUUACUGUGCAGAGCCUCGGAAGAGGCGAAACAUCACCAGGAGCUCUCGGAAGCAAGCACUAAAGUCAGCGAGCAUUCAAGCAGCCAACACUGCAAUAGACAAGAUGAAGCCAGCACAGAUGAGAAUUCUUUGUCGCAGCCUUCUGACCUUCAAAAUAUCAAAGUGCCAGUUGCUAUGAGAAAAUGUGGUCGUCCUAAAGGUCAUGUGCUAACAGUUAUUGGCCUUCCAAAAAAACGCAAGAGAACGGCAAGUCUGGGACCAUUCUCUGAGCUUACAAUGAGAGAGAAAAAGCUAGCCAUGCUCAGUUGGCUGGUGGGGAAGCGGCAAGCAUCAGAUGCUAUCAAAGGCAAACUACUUGACGAAGAAUCUGUGGAAGCAAGGCCUGAAGACAUACACGACGGCAUUCGAGAUGAAAUGGUUGACAUUAACCUAGUACGGCGUUUUUUCAUAGAUGAUGCUUGGAAAGCUGUGCAAAUGGUCCUUAGUGUAAAAAAGGACGAGGAGUGGAAGUGCACAAAAUGCAAAACAAAACUAGAUGACCAUGAUGCAGUAUCGUGUGACUGGUGCUUAUUAUGGUACCACCUUCCAUGUGUUGGUGUAAAACAGAAACCCAAGACAAAACUGUGGAAAUGUGGCUCGUGUACAACCACUGCUACAGCGCAGUAGCAUGUUGCCUUUGUGAAAAAAGCAGCACCUCCAUAUACAGGGUGUCGCACAUAACUUGAGCCAAGAAUUCGAAAGUGAAAGGCACUUAGGAGGCGAAUUGAACCUAACGCAUACUACUCGCACUAGCCUGUAGAUAUUCACAAGCUAGUGAGUACCUACAGGCUAGACCCCCUGAUUAAAAAAAGCCCGUGAAAUGUGAAAAGGAGCCGUGUGACGGACUGCGAGCGCACUGCUAUAGUGCUGCUAUAGGCUUUCUUUACAACAUGGAAAAAAUAACAGCACUAGAUGUUUCGUACAGGAAACAAUUUAAACGGUAGUUUCUGAAACAUGUCAGUGUUCAUAUUUUGGGUUUCCAGCCCAUAAAUAUUAAAAUAAAUAAUUAAGAAUGAUUAGUUAAUUAGUAUGGGGAGAAAAACUAGCCAGCCAGAGUCUCUAUAGGCUAGUGCGAGUAGUACGCGUUUGGUUCAAUUCACCACUGAAGUCUCUCUCAUUUUCAAAUUAUUGGCUCAAGUUAUGUGGGACACCCUGUAUAGUAUAAUAGAAUUACGGCAUUGUGCAAUAAAAUAUUUUUCUACACUU
Rhipicephalus microplus (southern cattle tick) is the source of this 3419-nucleotide messenger RNA. RefSeq names its product zinc finger SWIM domain-containing protein 3. The record is from RefSeq and is a predicted model, not a curated record. NCBI's taxonomy places the organism in Eukaryota, Metazoa, Arthropoda, Arachnida, Ixodida, Ixodidae.